AUGGAGGUUCCAACGGCAUCGUCGCUACGCGACAUUUAUCCAGAGGACGCGCUCCCAGUCGAGACCAAGCGAUGGGACAGCUUGCUAGCCAGAUUCAAGGAUCUUUAUGGCAAGCAGGCCGACUUCGUUGCCAGGAGUCCCGGUCGCGUGAAUAUUAUUGGCGAGCACAUUGAUUACUCUCUCUACGAGGUACUACCAAUGGCCAUCACGGCCGACUUCAUCAUGGCAGUUGCCGUCCGACCAUCUGAUGAGAAGCCCCGUGUACGCAUUGCAAACCUCAACUCAGAGAAAUUUCCCACGCGCGAGUUCGACAUCCCCGAAGGAGAGAUUCCGAUUAAUGCGACAGAACAUGAGUGGACCAACUACUUCAAGUCUGGUCUCAAAGGUGUAACACAGCUUCUGCACAAGAAGCGUGGUAAAUUCACGUCAGUUGGAAUGGACAUUGUAUGCGACGGAACUGUCCCAAGCGGUGGUGGUCUCUCAAGUUCGGCCUCCGUUGUCUGUACGAGUGCAUUGGCUGUGUUGAGCGCGAAUGGCGAACAAAACAUUGACAAGACUGAAUUGUGCGAGCUUGCGAUUGUAUCUGAGCGUUCAGUCGGUGUCAACUCCGGAGGCAUGGAUCAAGCAGCAUCAGUCUUCUCUCUGCGCGGCUCUGCCCUCUAUGUUUCAUUCAAACCCAGCCUCAAGUGCACAAAUAUUGAAUUCCCACAAACCGAUCCAGAGCUUGCCUUUGUCACAGCUCAGAGUUUUGUUGCAGCGGAUAAACAUGUCACAGCCCCAGUCUGCUAUAACCUGCGUGUAGUGGAGUGCACUCUCGCAGCAGUUUUCCUAGCAAAGGCAUUCGGCCUGAAGAAGGACCUCCCAACAGACUCCUCACCACUAGGAGUCAGCCUACGCGGCUUCCACGACACUUACUUCGAAGACAAAGAAGGCGUAGCCGAUAACACCAAAAUCUCCGUCUCCGAGUUUGAGAGCCAACUUACAAAGUUGAUCCAGCACACAGAAAACUAUCUCCCACAAGAAGACGGCUACACCCGCGACCAAAUCAGCGGCCUCCUCGGCAUCUCCGUCGACGAGCUAAACCAGCGCUACAUGUCCAAAUUCCCCGUCCGCGCAGACAAAUUCAUGCUUCGCCAGCGCGCCCUACACGUCUUCACUGAGGCCCUCCGCGUCAUCAAGUUCCGCUCGCUUCUUGCAUCCCCACCCUCAAAAGACAAGGACUACCUCCAAUCUCUUGGCGACCUCAUGAACACAACUCAAGACUCGUGUCGCGAGAUUUACGACUGCAGCUGUCCCGAGCUCGACGAGCUAUGCGACUUGGCGCGUGCGGCGGGCUCGUGUGGUAGUCGCCUCACGGGCGCGGGCUGGGGUGGAUGCAGUGUGCAUCUUGUGCCCAAGGAUAAGGUCGAGGCUGUGAAGAAGGCAUGGAUCGAGAAGUAUUACAAGAAGAAGUUUCCGGAUAUCACGGAGGAGAAGCUGGCGCAGGCGAUUGUGGUUAGUGAGCCUGGAAGUGGAAGUAUGCUGUUCAAGGUUACGGGCGAGAAACUUGCUUAG
Messenger RNA from Bipolaris oryzae ATCC 44560, 1554 nucleotides. RefSeq lists its product as uncharacterized. The transcript is spliced from 3 exons. The coding region runs from base 1 to 1554 and encodes 517 amino acids. Gene Ontology annotation, cellular component: cytoplasm; cytosol. The record is from RefSeq and is a predicted model, not a curated record. Gene Ontology annotation, molecular function: galactokinase activity; ATP binding. NCBI's taxonomy places the organism in Eukaryota, Fungi, Ascomycota, Dothideomycetes, Pleosporales, Pleosporaceae. Gene Ontology annotation, biological process: galactose metabolic process; carbohydrate phosphorylation.